AUGGCAUGGGUCAAGUUCUUCAGGAAGCCGGGGGGCAAUCUCGCCAAAUCCUACCAGCCGGGGAGCAUGCUGUCUCUGGCCCCCACCAAAGGCCUGCUGAACGAGCCGGGGCAGAACAGCUGCUUUCUCAACAGUGCGGUGCAGGUGAGUCCUAUCUUACCAAUAAAUAGUAAAUUAUUACUGCAUGUUUUCUUCAUAUGCAGCAGAGGUAAUGGCCAUAAACAGAUAAUUGCAAUAAAUGCUUUGUUUUUGAAUGGCUAUGUAUCCAGAACAAUGGGAUGGAAGUAGAGACAGUUAAUCUCUGAUUAGGGACAUGAGUAAAAGCUUAAUGUGAAUUGCAACAAUGCCAAAUCCCUUUAUUGCAAUACCUGGUAAGCCGAGUCGAUGCAAAACAUGUUCUCAUUUCUAGUAGACUACAUCACUCAUGUUAGCGUUGCUUAGUUAUACGAAAGGUCUCGACAGCACCACCGGCAUUACUUUACAGCCUCAAAGCCCAUAGCUUAGUCACUGUAAAUUCGUCAGUACGUCCCAGCAAGUAACUGGAAGGUUGUUUUUGUCUCGUGGGAUGGCAGUUGGCGAGAGGGUUGGCGGGUGCAAUUAUCCCGCAGUGAGGUCACUUUUCCAGGCCGUGACUCAGAGGGCGAGACGUGGCUGAGCUGGGUGAAGAUCUCGGACACCCAGGGCUUUGUUUCCAAGGAGCCCUCCUCUCCCUCUUUCUUUCCCCCUCCCUCCCUCCUUCCUCUGCCCUCCUCAUGGCCUGACUCAACCAGAGACCCCCUUUAACUCUAAGCACCAAGGAAGGACAUCACUAGCCCUAAAUCCCCGGUUGAGAAUGUUUGAGGACAGGUCGCAACGUGAAGUAAGCUGGAGAAAGCUUGAUUUCCACCCAUAAUUAUUAACUGGCCCUCAAGUGUCACAUUUAGAACUGAAUGAGUGUUUUCUAAAACAAAUCCCAUAAAAACCUGUCUUUCAUCAAAGGUUAUUGGGAAGUAUUAGCUGGCCAAGUCUGGGUUAUAAUGAGAGUUUGGUGUGGAAAAUGAGGAAUUUAAUGAACAUGACAAUACUUUCUCAAUAAUAUGUUUUCUUCAAUCCCCUGUUCAGGUGCUGUGGCAGCUGGACAUCUUCAGACGCAGUCUGAGGCAGCUUCCUGGACACUUCUGUCUCGGAGACUCUUGCAUCUUCUGUGCGUUGAAGGUAUGCACCCUUCAUCAAGUCUUAGUUGUUGCAAGCAAUCACUAUAUAUAUAUAUAUAUAUGUAUGUAUGUAUGUAUAUGUAUAUGUAUAUGUAUAUAUAUGUAUAUGUUACUUUUGUAGGGAUUUAUCGUUGCUGACACGUAGUUGUCCCUUGAGAACUGCUGUUAAUAAUUCAUUUUAAAUGUUUUCAUUUUCAGGUGCUUGAAAGUCAGUUAGGUUUGUUCGGAAACCUUUAAUUAAAUGAAUGGUCUGGUCAAUUCCCAACUUCUUUCCUGUUCCGCAGGGCAUCUUCUCCCAGUUCCAGCACAGUCGGGAGCGCGCCUUGCCCUCGGACAACCUGCGUCAUGCCCUGGCAGAGACCUUUAAAGACGAGCACCGCUUUCAGCUCGGCUUCAUGGACGAUGCUGCCGAGUGCUUUGUAAGUUUCCCGUGGUGACUGACCAGACUUUCCGGCGGAACCCAGGUAUCCAGGGGGGCCUCUGAGCAGAGGCGACUGGGGCCUCCCCAGGGAUAGACUGGAGUGUGUUGGGGACACAUGAGGGCAUACGUGCUAUAACAAACAUUUCAGCGAUGGUAUUAAGAGAUAGAUGGGAGGGGUUGAAUGGAGGUGGGACUAAUAACUAAUAACAACAAGAUAACUAAUGUAAAACAUACUGUGUCCUUAAAACGUAUAUAGGUUAAGAACUUUUGUGAAAGAGCACAGUUUGAAAGAUAUGGCAAAUAGAAAUCAAACUGGAUGGACAUCAGAAAUAGAUGGGAGAGGUUGAGGGUAGAGGAAGGACAUGAGUAAAAAAGUGUCCAUAAAAUGUAUAUAAUAUGUACAGUGGGGAGAACAAGUAUUUGAUACACUGCCGAUUUUGCAGGUUUUCCUACUUACAACGCAUGUAGAGGUCUGUCAUUUUUAUAAUAGGUACACUUCAACUGUGAGAGACGGAAUCUAAAACAAAAAUCCAGAAAAUCACAUUGUAUGAUUUUUAAGUAAUUCAUUUGCAUUUUAUUGCAUGACAUAAUUAUUUGAUACAUCAGAAAAGCAGAACUUAAUAUUUGGUACAGAAACCUUUGUUUGCAAUUACAGAGAUCAUACUUUUCCUGUAGGUCUUGACCAGGUUUGCACACACUGCAGCAGGGAUUUUGGCCCACUCCUCCAUACAGACCUUCUCCAGAUCCUUCAGGUUUCGGGGCUGUCGCUGGGCAAUACGGACUUUCAGCUCCCUCCAAAGAUGUUCUAUUGGGUUCAGGUCUGGAGACUGGCUAGGCCACUCCAGGACCUUGAGAUGCUUCUUACGGAGCCACUCCUUAGUUGCCCUGGCUGUGUGUUUCGGGUCGUUGUCAUGCUGGAAGACCCAGCCACGACCCAUCUUCAAUGCUCUUACUGAGGGAAGGAGGUUGUUGGCCAAGAUCUCGCGAUACAUGGCCCCAUCCAUCCUCCCCUCAAUACGGUGCAGUCGUCUUGUCCCCUUUGCAGAAAAGCAUCCCCAAAGAAUGAAGUUUCCACCUCCAUGCUUCACGGUUGGGAUGGUGUUCUUGGGGUUGUACUCAUCCUUCUUCUUCCUCCAAACACGGUGAGUGGAGUUUAGACCAAAAAGCUCUAUUUCUGUCUCAUCAGACCACAUGACAGACUCCCAUUCCUCCUCUGGAUCAUCCAGAUGGUCAUUGGCAAACUUCAGACGGGCCUGGACAUGUGCUGGCUUGAGCAGGGGGACCUUGCGUGCGCUGCAGGAUUUUAAACCAUGACGGCGUAGUGUGUUACUAAUGGUUUUAUUUGAGACUGUGGUCCCAGCUCUCUUCAGGUCAUUGACCAGGUCCUGCCGUGUAGUUCUGGGCUGAUCCCUCACCUUCCUCAUGAUCAUUGAUGCCCCACGAGGUGAGAUCUUGCAUGGAGCCCCAGACCGAGGGUGAUUGACCGUCAUCUUGAACUUCUUCCAUUUUCUAAUAAUUGUGCCAACAGUUGUUGCCUUCUCACCAAGCUGCUUGCCUAUUGUCCUGUAGCCCAUCCCAGCCUUGUGCAGGUCUACAAUUUUAUCCCUGAUGUCCUUACACAGCUCUCUGGUCUUGGCCAUUGUGGAGAGGUUGGAGUCUGUUUGAUUGAGUGUGUGGACAGGUGUCUUUUAUACAGGUAACGAGUUCAAACAGGUGCAGUUAAUACAGGUAAUGAGUGGAGAACAGGAGGGCUUCUUAAAGAAAAACUAACAGGUCUGUGAGAGCCGGAAUUCUUACUGGUUGGCAAUAAAAUGCAAAUGAAUUACUUAAAAAUCAUACAAUGUGAUUUUCUGGAUUUUUGUUUUAGAUUCCGUCUCUCACAGUUGAAGUGUACCUAUGAUAAAAAUUACAGACCUCUAUAUACUUUGUAAGUAGGAAAACCUGCAAAAUCGGCAGUGUAUCAAAUACUUGUUCUCCCCACUGUACAUACAUACAUACAUACAUACAGUGAGGGGGAAAAAAGUAUUUGAUCCCCUGCUGAUUUUGUACCACGGGGGGCCAGUAUGAAAAAUAAAAAAAAUAAUGUAUGCAAGUAAGUCGCUCUGGAUAAGAGCGUCUGCUAAAUGACUAAAAUGUAAUGUAAAUGUAAUUGGAACACAGAACUGAUGGUUGCUGAUAAUGGGCCUCUGUACGCCUAUGUAGAUAUUCCAUUACAAAUCAGCCAUUUACAACAUUAACAAUGUCUACACUGUAUUUCUGAUCAAUUUGAUGUUAUUUUAAUUGACAAAAAAAAUGUUUUUCCUUCGAAAACAGGGACAUUUCUAAGUGACCCCAAUCUUUUGAACGGUAGUGUAUAUAUUAGCAAAACAAUAUAUGGGGGAUUGGAAGUGAUGCAGACAAUUACAUUGAUGGAAGCUACAAUCUCUCUGCAAUAUUAAAACUGAUCUACUCCCUAAAUGGAAAAAAUGAAAUAUUAAUAAUAAAUAAGAUUUCAUCGAGGUCACCGUCUGAUAGAGCCCUGUCCCCUCUCCCACCAACCCCCUUGACACAACCUAUAAUAUAUAAUGGUGGCGGGUUACAUAAGCAGAAGCACCAUCUUUGGGCCUUUAUGGUUUCCCCACUGUGUGCAGCAUCACUCCGAGUCGUUUAAAGAUGUCUCUAUGAACCCUCUGAAUGAGUCAUUAUAACCAUAGCUGUUCAGUCCACUUGUGCUUAGUUUGGCUAACUUCCACUGUAGUAGUAAUGCUUUCUUACCCUGUUCUUUUUAACAUUCAUUUUAGACCCAACAGAGAAAAGGUUAUUACAAGCUGGGACCAGGAAUGUUCAGAUGCUUCAACACCAACUAAGAAACAUUCAGGAUUUAGGAAUAUUACUGUACAUUACGUAUAGUUUUAGACUUCAUCUUAGCUCAUGAUUUAGUUCCUCUUUAGACAUAGGGCUUAGGGGACGGUACACUACAGUACAUUGUGUUCUCUGUCUGCCAGUAUUGGGUUUUCGCUGUAGCGAAAUUGCUGUAAACCUACUCAGCACAAACGUACACCCAUUUUCUGUUCAGCGCAGCAGCUCUCGAGUGGGGAGGUCAUUCACUCAGGAGGGCUCAUUCUACAGUGGAGGAUAAACGGACGAGAAAAUGAAGUCUCUCUUUCACUGUAGAACAGGAGGUGAUGACAAAACGAGAGGCCAAACCAAUGAAACAAUAAGCCCACUCUCCGAGCUCCCCGGCAACACAGGGAACUACUCACAUUUGCCGUUUAUGUCAAAUUUACCUCAGAUUCCUGUGGUUUCAGUCUCCUACUGGAGUUUGUUUUGAAUAAACAAUGAUUUUGAAAGAACCACAAUCCAAUCAAAUCCAAGGUGGUGGUCAAAAGGUCAGGUGCCAGACAAAACAAAAAACUAAAUGUUUGUUCUAUAACCAAUGUCCCAUUUUCAGUGUGGCAACAACCCCGUUUCAAUUACAUAGCUAGAAUAAAAAUAUAAAGUGAUAUCACAGGUUUUUUUUCCUAAUGUAUUUUUAAGUGCAAUUUGGUCAGGAAUGUCAUGUGAACCAUUCUAACAUUAUUUUUUAUUUUUUUUAGGGGGUAGAUCAGCUUUAAUAUUGCAGAUAGAUUGUAACUUCCAUCAAUGUAAUUGUCUGCAUCACUUCCAAUCCCCCAUAUGUUUUUUUCCCUCGCAAAUAUAUACAUACAUACAUACAUACAUACAUACAUACAUACAUACAUACAUACAUACAUACAUACAUACAUACAUACAUACAUACAUACAUACAUACAUACAUACAUACAUACAUACAUACAUACAUACAUACAUACAUACAUACAUACAUACAUACAGUGAGGGGAAAAAAGUAUUUGAUCCCCUGCUGAUUUUGUACAGUGGGGAAAAAAAGUAUUUAGUCAGCCACCAAUUGUGCAAGUUCUCCCACUUAAAAAGAUGAGAGAGGCCUGUAAUUUUCAUCAUAGGUACACGUCAACUAUGACAGACAAAAUGAGGAAAAAAAAUCCAGAAAAUCACAUUGUAGGAUUUUUAAUGAAUUUAUUUGCAAAUUAUGGUGGAAAAUAAGUAUUUGGUCAAUAACAAAAGUUUCUCAAUAAUUUGUUAUAUACCCUUUGUUGGCAAUGACACAGGUCAAACGUUUUCUGUAAGUCUUCACAAGGUUUUCACACACUGUUGCUGGUAUUUUGGCCCAGUCCUCCAUGCAGAUCUCCUCUAGAGCAGUGAUGUUUUGGGGCUGUCGCUGGGCAACACGGACUUUCAACUCCCUCCAAAGAUUUUCUAUGGGGUUGAGAUCUGGAGACUCCAGGACCUUGAAAUGCUUCUUACGAAGCCACUCCUUCGUUGCCCGGGCGGUGUGUUUGGGAUCAUUGUCAUGCUGAAAGACCCAGCCACGUUUCAUCUUCAAUGCCCUUGCUGAUGGAAGGAGGUUUUCACUCAAAAUCUCACGAUACAUGGCCCCAUUCAUUCUUUCCUUUACACGGAUCAGUCGUCCUGGUCCCUUUGCAGAAAAACAGCCCCAAAGUAUGAUGUUUUCACUCCCAUGCUUCACAGUAGGUAUGGUGUUCUUUGGAUGCAACUCAGCAUUCUUUGUCCUCCAAACACGACGAGUUGAGUUUUUACCAAAAAGUUAUAUUUUGGUUUCAUCUGACCAUAUGACAUUCUCCCAAUCCUCUUCUGGAUGCACUCUAGCAAACUUCAGACGGGCCUGGACAUGUACUGGCUUAAGCAGGGGGACACGUCUAGCACUGCAGGAUUUGAGUCCCUGGCGGCGUAGUGUGUUACUGAUGGUAGGCUUUGUUACUUUGGUCCCAGCUCUCUGCAGGUCAUUCACUAGGUCCCCCCGUGUGGUUCUGGGAUUUUUGCUCACCGUUCUUGUGAUCAUUUUGACCCCACGGGGUGAGAUCUUGCGUGGAGCCCCAGAUCGAGGGAGAUUAUCAGUGGUCUUGUAUGUCUUCCAUUUCCUAAUAAUUGCUCCCACAGUUGAUUUCUUCAAACCAAGCUGCUUACCUAUUGCAGAUUCAGUCUUCCCAGCCUGGUGCAGUUCUACAAUUUUGUUUCUGUUGUCCUUUGACAGCUCUUUGGUCUUGGCCAUAGUGGAGUUUGGAGUGUGACUGUUUGAGGUUGUGGACAGGUGUCUUUUAUACUGAUAACAAGUUCAAACAGGUGCCAUUAAUACAGGUAACGAGUGGAGGACAGAGGAGCCUCUUAAAGAAGAAGUUACAGGUCUGUGAGAGCCAGAAAUCUUGCUUGUUUGUAGGUGACCAAAUACUUAUUUUCCACCAUAAUUUGCAAAUAAAUUCAUAAAAAAUCCUACAAUGUGAUUUUCUGGAUUUUUUUCCCUCAAUUUGUCUGUCAAAGUUGACGUGUACCUAUGAUGAAAAUUACAGGCCUCUCUCAUCUUUUUAAGUGGGAGAACUUGCACAAUUGGUGGCUGACUAAAUACUUUUUUCCCCCACUGUACGUUUGCCCACUGACAAAGACAUGAUCAGUCUAUAAUUUUAAUGGUAGGUUUUAUUUGAACAGUGAGAGACAGAAUAACAACAAAAAAAAACAGAAAAACGCAUGUCAAAAAUGUUAUAAAUUGAUUUGCAUUUUAAUGAGGGAAAUACGUUUUUCACCCCUCUGCAAAACAUGACUUAGUACUUGAUGACAAAACCCUUGUUGGCAAUCACAGAGGUCAGACGUUUCUUGUAGUUGGCCACCAGGUUUGCACACAUCUCAGGAGGGAUUUUGUCCCACUCCUCUUUGCAGAUCUUCUCCAAGUCAUUAAGGUUUCGAGGCUGACGUUUGGCAACUCGAACCUUCAGCUCCCUCCACAGAUUUUCUAUGGGAUUAAGGUCUGGAGACUGGCUAGGCCACUCCAGGACCUUAAUGUGCUUCUUCUUGAGCCACUCCUUUGUUGCCUUGGCCGUGUGUUUUGGGUCAUUGUCAUGCUGGAAUACCCAUCCACGACCCAUUUUCAAUGCCCUGGCUGAGGGAAGGAGGUUCUCACCCAAGAUUUGACGGUACAUGGCCCCGUCCAUCGUCCCUUUGAUGCGGUGAAGUUGUCCUGUCCCCUUAGCAGAAAAACACCCCCAAAGCAUAAUGUUUCCACCUCCUCCAUGUUUGACGGUGUGGAUGGUGUUCUUGGGGUCAUAGGCAGCAUUCCUCCUCCUCCAAACACGGCUCGAUUUUGGUCUCAUCUGACCACAACACUUUCACCCAGUUCUCCUCUGAAUCAUUCAGAUGUUCAUUGGCAAACAUCAGACAGGCCUGUAUAUGUGCUUUCUUGAGCAGGGGGACCUUGCGGGCGCUGCAGGAUUUCAGUCCUUCAUGGCGUAGUGUGUUACCAAUUGUUUUCUUGGUGACUAUGGUCCCAGCUGCCUUGAGAUCAUUGACAAGAUCCUCCCGUGUAGUUCUGGGCUGAUUCCUCACCGUUCUCAUGAUCAUUGCAACUCCACGAGGUGAGAUCUUGCAUGGAGCCCCAGGCCGAGGGAGAUUGACAUUUCUUUUGUGUUUCUUCCAUUUGCGAAUAAUCGCACCAACUGUUGUCACCUUCUCACCAAGCUGCUUGGCGAUGGUCUUGUAGCCCAUUCCAGCCUUGUGUAGGUCUACAAUCUUGUCCCUGACAUCCUUGGAGAGCUCUUUGGUCUUGGCCAUGGUGGAGAGUUUGGAAUCUUGAUUGAUUUAUUUUGAUUGAUUGCUUCUGUGGACAGGUGGCUUUUAUACAGGUAACAAGCUGAGAUUAGGAGCACUCCCUUUAAGAGUGUGCUCCUAAUCUCAGCUCGUUACCUGUAUAAAAGACACCUGGGAGCCAGAAAUCUUUCUGAUUGAGAGGGGGUCAAAUACUUAUUUCCCUCAUUAAAAUGCAAAUCAAUGUAUAACAUUUUUGACAUAUUUUUUUGUUGUUAUUCUGUCUCUCACUGUUCAAAUAAACCUACCAUUAAAAUUAUAGACUGAUCAUUUCUUUGUCAGUGGGCAAAUGUACAAAAUCAGCAGGGGAUCAAAUACUUUUUUCCCUCACUGUACAUACAUACAUACAUACAUACAUACACACAUCCUUUAAAAAUAUAUAUUUCCCUUUAUGAUCUUCCAACCCCACCACCCCUUCCCUAAUUGGAGUAAACUAGUGAACAACAAUGCUUAGGCCUCUCCUUCCAGCUUAUACAUACUAUAUACAUUUUAUGGACACAGUCAAUUUGACAAUGAUUCUAUUUUGUUUGUUUUUACUCCUGAACUUCCUCUACCCUCAACUUCUCCGAUCAUUUUCAUGAUGUCUAUCCGAUUUGCUUCUAUAUGCCAUACCAUAUCUUUCUAACUGUGCUCUUUCACAAAAGCUCUCAACCUAUAACCUAUAUACUUAUUAUGAUUAUUAUGGACACAGUAUGCUUACAUUAUUAGUUAUCUUGUUGUUAUUGGUUGUCAUUCUAACAUUGUUACAACUGAUUUAAUUCUGUGUUUAAUUCUCAGUGGGCGUUACAUGUACGUUUCGCUGUGUGCAUGUUCAUAUUUGGCAAGGCCAUAUAGGUAUUCUCUCUUUAUCCUAAUAAUCCCCUAAUAACCAUGUGAAUCUUAGGUUCACGUGCGUAAAUUCAAGACAGAAUCAAGGCCCUGUAAUUUAUGAGCAGAAUUAGCCAGUGUCAGAUUAAAUGGCUGUGAAAUUAGGAAGGUCUAAAAGCAGCCUGACUGUUUCAUAAACCCAGUGGGAUUCUGUAUCAACAUGAGUGAGUUUCUAGUGGAGGCCGCUUGCACUCAGACUGGUUCCUUAACUACAGUAGUGAGGCACUGCAUAACUCCCUAGCUGUUAAACGUCACAAAACAAUACAGGUUUAUACAGAUGAAUCAGGGGGAAGUAUUGAUUUACCAGACAUGAUUUUUCUCUUUACUGGUACAUUAAGGAGAUAAGUGUAUAGCUGAGGGUGAGUUGAGGGUAAUACAUGCUGAGGAAAAAUAAUUGGCUGAUGAUUGCUAAUAUUUCAAUAGAGUGGGACGAUUACCAAAGUUUCAAUUUGGAAUUGUGAAUAUUCCUAUGGUGUUUCGGUGAAAACUGUUACCUGUAUGUUUUGACCCAUUUCUUAUCGGCAUGCUAUAUUUCCACAGGAGAAUAUUCUGGAGCGGAUCCACCUGCACAUUGUGCCUGAGGAGACCGAUGCCUGCACCUCCAAGUCCUGCAUCACACACCAGAAGUUUGCCAUGACACUCUAUGAACAGGUUAAAGGAAACUCCUAGCAUCUGGUAGCACACACAGACACAGACAGACAGACAGGUCCAAAUCCAGUUGCAGGCACAGGGAUUACACACACACACCCCAUCCGGGGGUACAGCAGCAGCCACAUGGAUCACUGUCUGAGAUAGGAGCUACCCAAUCCGUCCCAUCUCCAGAGUGGGGCUGCUACUCUGGAAUACAGAGGGGGGUUUUCCUCAGAUCCCUCCCUCCCUGCCCUGCCGGUAUGAUGUUCAUCUCCCUAAACCCCAGAGCAGUCUUGUCGUCAACGUAUCAGACAGCUUUGAUGCAGGGUUUGAUGGUGAUGCAGAGGUGGCCAACUCUCCUCCCUGAGAGCAAGAAGGUAUGCAGGCCCUUCUUCCAGCUUGCUUUUACACACCUGAUUCAGUUAAUCAGCUGCUCAACAGGACCUUAAUUAGUGGAAUUGGGUGUCGUGUGGCGUUGGGACCGCUGGGGUCAGAACAUGUCGUGGUCGAGUGCGCUGUAGCGGAACAGUUUGCUGUGCUACGGGUACAGUAGGGUUGGAACAAAAGCCUGUACACCCAGUAGCUCUCCAGCAGGAGGGUUGCUUUGAUGUUUCGGUAGAGGCCCUAUAGUGUAAAAGCCAGCAGUGCUGUGGACCAGAGUUGAGAAAGGAGGCAAUAGAUUAAGUCUGAAGACCGGACACGAACCAAAACCCACCCCACCUGCCACUUUUCCUCUCAACUGACAAACACUCCACUCUCUCCCAUCACAGUUCACACAAACACCCCAAAGUAGUAAUUUCCCCAUAACUGCCCCCAAACUACUACACCUCGCGAAAUGACACGCUGACUUGAUAAUUAGUGCUUGGCUGUGGCUAAGCGGCGCCUAGCUAACGGCCAUGUGUCUGUGUUGUGUUCCUGUUCCCCUCUCCCCUGCAGUCUGUGUGCCGUAGCUGUGGGGCAUCCUCCGACCCCCUGCCCUUCACUGAGCUAGUGCAUUAUGUCUCCACCACUGCCCUCUGGUAAGCCAUGCUUAUUGACGUCACACAAAACACAAAUUUCUCUAUGUUUCUCUUAGGGUUACUGAGUGACUUUUGUAGCUUUGUCUCUCUCUGUAAACACCUUCUCUCACACUCUUUCUGGUUCUCUCACACUCUUUCUGGUUCUCUCACACUCUUUCUGGUUCUCUCACACACUUUCUGGUUCUCUCACACUCUUUCUGGUUCUCUCACACUCUUUCUGGUUCUCUCACACUCUUUCUGGUUCUCUCAGUCAACAGGUGUAUCAGAGGCGGGACGAGUCAUUUGGAGAGCUCCUGCAAGCUGCCAGCACCGUAGGGGAUUCCCGCAACUGUCCGGUAAGUGUCUGUCCUUUCAAGCAUUAAGAAAAUCAUACAUUGAUGUCAAUGGCAGUUUUGUGCAAAAACUAGCGCACACAUAUCUCAAGUCAGGAUGCACCUCCAUUCUCAUCACACUAAACAACUAUUAGGAGGGGAAAGUCAGAAAGUCACUAGCAGGACAACAGCAGAAACCCCCCCCACUGUGAAGUUGUAUUAAGGGUUCUUGUUAGUUAGUUAGUUGUCUGGUUACUUUGCUUAGCUAGUUAGUUAGCUAAUAGAGCUGGGACGACAGCAGUAUCGCAAUAUUUUUACCAUGGCAAAAAUGAAAACACGAAGCCAAUCAAACUCUUUUGGUCCUUUAAAAACCUGCUGUAUGUAAAAUAUUGUGUGCUAUAACUUGGAAAAUAAAUAAAUGUGACUGGAUGACAACAUAAUGAUGUCUGUUUCCAACAUUAGGGCUGUUUUCCUAAAUAAGUGAAAUCCACUUCGUGUUUUGUUUCCUUGCCACGAUACAAACGAGGAUUGCGAUACUGGGAUCGUCCCGGCCCUGUUAGCUAAGCUGGUUAGUUAGCUCUGCUCCUCGAGUUAACUGUCUUCUCCCUCUCUCGCUGUCACCAGAGUAACUGUGGCCAGAGGAUCAAGAUCCGCCGGGUCCUCAUGAACUCCCCGGAGAUCGUCACCAUCGGCUUCGUGUGGGACUCAGACCAGUCAGACCUCACAGAGGACGUCAUUCGCUCGCUGGGGCCACACCUCAACCUCUCUGGGGUAAGGACGGCAAGCCAGCAGGGACAAAAAGCACAACAGAUGGAUUAUAUUACUACGAAGCUCAGUUCAAUAGUGUAGCGCAGUCUUUCCCAAUCUUGGUCCUGGAGACCCCAAGGGGUGCACGUUUUGAUUUUUGCCCCAGCACUACACAGCUGAUUCAACGUUUUUAUUAUUUGAAUCAGCUGUGUAGUGCUAGGGCAAAAACCAAAAUGUGCACCCCUUGGGGUCCCCAGGACCGAGUUUGGGAAACACUGGUGUAGCGCUUUGUCAAAGUCAGUCUGCUCUUGUGUUUCGUUUAAUGAAAGUGAUGGGUUGUAGAUAAAGUAAAGAAGGUUCAAACAGUGGAGAAGAAUCUAUAGAAUUCAGAAUAGGAAAGUGUCAUGAAAACAGUUGAAUCUUUGAUCGGGGAAAGGCAAAGACCUGUGAAGAAAGUUAGAGAUGGCCAAGAACCUCCACAUAAGUUUAAAACACGUCUAAUUCUCGAUUGUCAGCCCGUAAUAAAACAGAUUAGUCAAGUAGUCUGAUUUUAAAAUCGCCAAGGCAGUGAUUGCACCUAAACAAAAUGGCCGCCUCACCUCCCCAAAUGCGAACCCUGGAAAUAGGAAAACAACAAUAAUACACCAUUUUCAAUUGGUCGAACUCCUAAAAUAUGGUUAGAAUCACUGCAUUCUGGUUUUACUCUAUUUGCUUUCUGUCUUUUUUGUUUGUUUGUUUGUUGGAGCCUCCACAGCUGGUGUUCCUUGCCCUGGUUGUGUUGGGGUCAGUUUAUUUUGGUGCCAUGGAGCAUAUGGGGGAAAUAAAGUGGGCUUUAUCCCUGCGUAAGUCGGAGCGUUGCGUAAGCAGUGCAUGGUGCAAUGCCCAGUUGGCCCACGCUGCUGAUCAAAAAGCCCCUGCUGCAGGGCCAGAUCGUGUCAACGCCCCCUCAGUGCCACGAUGGAAGAGUACGAUGUUUAUGUGCGAUUGUGUGAGAGAGAGGGUGGGUCAUAGAAAGGUUACAUGUGAGUGUGUGUGUGUAUAUUUGUGUAAGAGAAUGGUGGGUGUGUGGAAGGUGUGGUCUGUGUAUGAGUUGGGACUGUAUGUUGGAGUACAGAGUGUCCUUGGCAUUUGUAACACUCAACUCUGGCUGACACUGUCCAUGUUCCUUCAAGAAGAAAAGGAAUGAGCUUCACUGAAACCUGCUACAAAUCUAGAACAAACUGUCACAGACCAGGCCCAACAUAUUACACAACACCAUCUCCCUUGAAGACUACAGGCACAGAUUCCUCUUUUCCCCUCGUUUUGAGCGCAUUCCAGAACUGGAUUAGUCUAGCUAGUUUAGCAGAACCCCCACCAAGUACCACAAAGGGCUUGAUUCAUACUCGUACUGUUCAUGUGACUGUGCUGGGUGUCGGAGAAAACCUCCCCCCUGCCUAGGAAUCCAUUGUCUCCCAUGGCCAAAGAGAACCGGCCAUUCAGGAAAAACAAGAGGCUAUUUCACAACCUCCUCAUCCAGCGGUCUAUUCAAACUGGUGGGAGGAUGAAAUUAUACUGACGUUCGCCUGAACUACCACGCUGGAAGCUGCUAGAGAUGCAAGCGAGGCCAGUAUCAAUCCAAGUUGAAGGGCAAUUUGACUGUCCAAAUGCUAAUGCGUGUGGAUGACAAACAUGAAUGUUUUGGUUAAAUGGCUGUAUAUCUGACUGAGAAGGUUCUGCUGUGUGAUAAAAGACUGUGUUAAUCCAUUGAGCUAAAGUCUACGCAUUAGUUUGGGGAGCCAACCUAAGUCUUUAGGUCUUAGGGCAGGGUGGGAGUGUUUUGGGCUAAAUUUAACCAAAUAAAGUAAUUGAAAUGUGUGUGUGUCCGCAGCUCUUCUACCGGGUGACAGACGAGCACGCCAAAAAGGGAGAGCUUCUAUUGGUUGGGAUGAUCUGUUACUCCAGCCGCCACUACUGUGCCUUCGCCUUCCAUACCAAAUCCGCCAAAUGGGUGUUCUUCGACGACGCCACGGUCAAAGAGGUGGGGGUUAGGGAUAGAUAUAGAAAAAGACAUAAGCAAACAGUCCUCUAGUAAGGGAGCAAAAACACCACACCUCACCCAACACUCUCAUAGCAUCUCACUCUUUUGCUGUGGUGACAUAUGCUGCUCGGACCAUACACAUAUACAUGCAUGGACAGGCGCACGCCACACACACUCUCCCCUGUCUCGUUUGCUAUAGUGAUCCACACACACACACACACACACACUCUAUGACACUGUGACAAGAAAAAGGAAUUCACCACAUCAAAUCAAAUUGUAUUUGUCACAUACACGUGUUUAUCAGAUGUUAUAGCGGGUGUAGCGAAAUGCUUGUGCUUCUAGCUCCGACGGUGCAGUAAUAUCUAACAAUUUCACAACAUAUACCCAAUACACACAAAACUAGUAAGGAAUGGGAUUUAAGAAUAUAUACAUAUAUGGACAAGCAAUGACAGAGCGGCAUGGACUAAGAUACAGUAGAGUUUUAUAGAAUAGUAACUAAAGUAACAUUUUGUUGGUAACUUUCUUUAAAGGGCUUCAACCAGUUGAUUUGAAAUAAAAUCAGGAAUACAAUCUGACAUGAGAGGAUUUUCCAGGAAGCUGAUGUAUGAUAUCAUGGGAUACAAAUCAUCUGUUAUCUGGAGCUAAAGCCUCCCUAGCCAGCAACUGAAAAUGCAGAAAUGUACUUGGUUGAGCUGAUGAAAAGGAGAAUGAGAGCAGGGAGCUCCCUGAGCCAUGUCUUAACUCCAUCGCCACCAUCUUCCUAUAAGGGCCACAUCGAUCACCAUUCACCACCCCCGGGUUGAUGAGCCUUCAGUGGGGUUGAAAAGUCUGCAAUAAUCACCAACACCCACACAUGUUCGCAAGCGUGGGGACACACACACACCCACACACACACAGCAGCACUUGUACUAGGUUUUCCCAGUGGAAACUAUUGAAGCACCUUCAGUCUUUCCCCAGUUAAUUGCAUCAUCAGUCAUCCACAGUUGAGCUACACUGUUUAGUGGACUUCCACAUUUCAGGAUAUCAAAUUGAAAUAAAAAUGUGUAUUUUGUGUAUGUGUUUAAUGAGCAACACUGGGUGUGUGUGUCCAGUCCAUUUGACUGGUCUGCGGUGCAGGAGCUGGCUGGCUCGGAGUCAAUCCAGCAGCAGUUUGUGCUGUGUAUGCACUUCAGCCCGACUGGGACAGAGCACUACAGUACAGCACCCGAGCCAACCAAAUAACACGCCAUACACCUGCUGUGUUGCUACUCAUUCUCUUAUGGACUCACACCAAGUAAUGAGGAGAAAUACCCUACAGAUUAUGGAUAGCUUUUAAACCAUAUUUAUAUUUGACAUUUAUGGUUGCGGUUUGUUGACUAUCAUUCUUGUCAUAAUUGCUUGUAUCAUUUAUUGCAGCACCAGUGGUUCAGCGGUUCCCCUAAGCCUAUUUUGUUGUUGUUGUCCCAGGCGGGGAUCAGUGCCCCCCCCCCCCCCCCCCCCCCCCCAUUUUACUGUCACAUUCCUUUCUUACUCUUUCUCUUUCCUGUCUCUCUCUUUCCUGUCGCUCUCUUUCUGCUCCUCUUUCCUUCUCCUUCAUUUGGUUAAUUAAGGAGCACACUAGCAUCUGUUAGCCUCCAGUCUGCCUCUGUGGCGUUUUGUAGUGAGGCACGUGCCUAACUCUGCUCAGCUAAUGUGAUUGUGAGUGCUUUAGCACAUAAUAUUCACUUAAGAACAAAGGGACAAUGUGCUUUCACAAUGCACAGCAAUGUCUCCUUGGACAUAGUUUUGUGUGGAAUUCUAAAAUGAAAAUUCCUCUCUGAACAGUUCGUGACAUGCCUGAAUACGAUUUUUCUGGUCUAUGGUCACCAUACAUUUUGAGGGUAAUGGUUCAAAGAAUGUCCCUGAAUUCAAGCAAGCGUUGUGUCAACAUUUUUCCUCCAUGGUUUUUGUUAUUUGUGCGCUAUCCAUUUAAAUGAGGCAUAAUAUAGUGGAUAUACUCUGAGAAGACUAUUCCUUAGAGCCCAAGCCCUUUAAAUGGAUGAACCAAUUCAAUUACAAGUCAGCAUUUUCUGAAAGAUGUACUCAAAGGUACCUAACAUUUACAUAUUUAGGUUUUGGCAACUGAUGCUCAUCAAAUAAAUACAGGCUUUUCGAAAGUAGUAAGGUGUAUUGACUGGCACUAAACGACACAUUUGGCUUCUGACAAGACCUCUCUGUCUAAUGAGAUGAGGAAAUUGGUCAGUGCCAGUAAGACAUAGGUGACAUUUUAUUUUCUUGUCACAUUGGGAAGAUGCCAGUUUUGCCUUUCUGCCUCUCAAGCAGGAGCACACACGCGCACACACACUCUUCAUGUGUCUCUCUAUUGACCUCCUAGUCUCCUCUCCCCUAUCUUAGAUUGGGACCCGGUGGAAAGACGUGGUCACCAAAUGCAUCAAGGGCCACUUCCAGCCCCUCCUCCUAUUCUACUCCAACCCAGAUGGCAGCGCCAUCUCCGUAGACGACGCCUCGCGCCAGAACAGUGACCGCUCCAACUACAAGUCCCCCGUCAACGGAGACGUCCAAGGUAUACAAGACAUCGGACAAAGGGACAUUCUCUUUUCUUUCCUCUAUAGGAAGAACUACACCACUACCCCUAGAGUCAUGGAACUUUUACAGCACAUUGAGGGAAAUAACUGCCUACAUUUGCAUAUCAAAUCUAUGCAAAAAUAUAGGUUUUUCCAGGAUGCCAACAAUAUGAAGUCAAAUGUACAAUCACUUUUCAUGGUGUUAUCAUCCCAAGAUGUGACUUCAGGUGUUUUGCGAUGGCGAUGCAGUCUCUAUCUCAUGAUCUCUUACUUGAGACCAAAUGUGGUCUUGGUUUAGGUCUUUUGGAGACCAGAUUCAAACGGCCCCCCUUUCCAAAAUGGUUGAACAACCCCUUAGCUUCACUCGAGAUGAUUUCCAGGAACCACACACCACGUUUAUAAUUCAUAGUUCCUUUUAAUUCAUGCUUAACAUGGGGGAUGCUAUAUUUAAGUCGGUGCAGUAAAUUCACAGCGAGAGGGGGUCCUAAAAUAAGUGAUUCUAAGAGUAGAGCUCUCUGGCACCAGCAAUUUGGAAUUAAUGCCAGCAAGUGUUGCCAAUGGUGUGACUGUGGUUACAACUUUUUUUAACAGCAUGCACUAGCCAAAUGACCACCACUGCCACAGAGCAGUGGGUCUCAAACUUUUUGGUUAGCAUCUCCUUUACAUAUUUUGGUCUAAAUUUGUGCCCCGUGCCAGACGCACAUUAAUUGCUUUUAUUAAUUGUCAGCCUCACCACAUUCAGUCAGAGGAGUCUCUAAAAAGGGUAACUACAGUACAUGUUGCAGUGUUGAAUUCUGUUCGGGCCACCAUUUUGGCAUCUUUUGAAGUCUCACAAUGUGCUUGACAUUUUCUUUUUUACUGUAUGACCAGAAAAGACGUGCUGUUGACAAAAGUGACUUUACAAAUACGUGCUGAACUUCAAAACAAGUUUGGAUGCCCAUCACUUCAGUUGGAUUUAGGGUUGCAAAAUUCUGAUAACUUCACUAAAAUUCCCCAAAUCCCGGUUGGAGGAUUCCCGAAUUUCCUGCUUAAUGUUUCCUGAUUCCUGUAAUAUUCCAAACCGGGAUUUCUGGAAAAGCUGUCAAUUUGGGGAAAGUUCCUAGAAUUUUGCACUCUAGUUGGAUUACUGUUUAUUACUGUAUUAGCUAAUGGUGUUCCAACCUUUUCUGUACCACUCAAUCAAUACUUGAUUUGAUACAGAACUACGAGAGUUCAUCAGCAGCAUUGCCAACAGCGACGGCAUUAAACAUUUUAUUUUUAUAUAUUUUUUACGUCGACCUCGACCAUAAUACCCGUCGCUAAAGCCUCCCUAGAAGUUGUUGAUGACGAGCUGAACAUUUCUGUGUGAGGAUUAAAAACCUCUGGAUUUGUUUGGGGUGGGGUUUAUCCCCCUUAAUGAUCCACUCUCUGAGCUGGCCUUGCCCCCAGGUCGUGAUGGUGACUGUGGCUCACUGGCCUUCAGAGGCUGGCUUAAGAAGAAAGACAGAAAAUGUACAUUUGUUCAGUUCAAUUUUCUCAAAUAUGUUAAUUGGGUAGCGCUAAACUUUUGUUUUUUUGUUUACAUUUUUCCAGAGAUAUUUUGGAUUUACUGAAAAGUGAAUGAUAAUAGGCAGCUUAUUUACAUAAUACCUAAGAAUUGCUGUUUGGAAUUGAUCCCAACCCUGAUUUGUCUCACCAGUAGAAAUAGAUCCAUGAAGAGACAUAUGCUAUCCAUAUGUAAAAAUUUUAUAAUAUUCUAUCCCUCUCCUCCUUUUCGACCAACCAGCACCCGAGUCUCCACUUCCGGGCCCCAAGAAGCUGGAUCUGACCAGGGAGAACCUGAAUGCCCUGCUGGGCCCCGGCAGCUUCAAACAGAAGAGCCAGACCCCUUCCACCUUUACCAGGGGCAGCGGCCAGACUAGCGGGGGCCGAGGACCAGGUACAACACAAGCGGUUGGGGGGGGAGAAUGGAUAUGAUGGGAGACAGGGAGAGGGAUGGGUAUUUCUACAUAUAGCAAUGGAAAAUGGGUAUUAUCUGAGAGAGAUUGGGGAGGUAGAUGAUAGAUUGAGAGAAGAGACUGAAAGAUGUGACAGGGUUAGAGGUAGAGGAGAUUGGAGGUAGAUUACAGAGCUACUGUAGAGGGAGGGGGGGGGGGGGGGGGGGGGGGGGAGCAUGGAUAGAGGCAACCAAAGAGUGAAAGGGUAGAGGGACAGACUUUGAGAGGAGGAGUAAGGCCUGGGAGAGAGGGAGAGAAGGAGAGAGGGAGGGGGAGAGGGAGGGGAGGAGGGAGGGAGGGAGGGGGGGCCAGAGCUCAGAAAGUGGCCUUAAUGAUGGAACAGGAAGGGAAUGAGGACAAAUGUGAGCGAGGGAUCAGGAGUAUGUACACCUCCAAAGAGAAGAGACAAGCGAGGGGCCACGAGAAGCAAGGAAAGAUCCUAAGGGCAGACUCUUUUAACCUCUGUCCCAAAUGGUGCCCUAUUCCCUAUAUAGUGCACUACUUUUAACCAGGGUGCUUCACAGGGUUGUUUGGUAUUUUCAAUUACCGCAGCACAUACUUCUAGUUCUAUCCAUCGUAUCUGGCUUUCUCCUACUUUACAAGAGAAGAGGCUACAAAGAUGAGACUCAGGGAGGAUUGGAGGAGAGAAAAUGUAUUCCGCGGCACGAUUGGUUCCACCUCAGUGCAUUUCCCCCUGUGAAGCAGAAAAGCCCGGCGUAUACAUCAGCACAUCGAUCGGCCCUAAACUUCUCCUUAAACUCAGGACUGUUCAAUGCCUCCUGGGGGCUAGUCAGGGGAUAGAAGGGAGGAGGAGUAGAGGAGGGGUGGAGGUGGAAGAUAGGCCACCCCCACUCCCUCCCUAAGUGACUGUAGUUUGUGUUGGGAUUAGAGGUAGAAAGGACUUUACCCCUCCGUGUUUGACUACUUGUUCUUUUUGGUGUGUUGUUCUCCUUGUAUUGUCUAUUGGAAGUCACUCUGUUUCUCAAAAUGACUGAAAUGGAAUGUAGUGUAGAAUAUGUUUCUUUCUCCCUGUUGUGCAGUGAAGCUGGGCACCAGUGAUCCUAAGAGCCGUCUGAAGGACAUCUCCAGAGAGGUGGUCCAGAAGGCAGGGGAGGUCCGGGGGAUGCACCCCUCCAGGAGAGACCAGGACAGGACGGAGAGGAGGAGACAGGACACCCGCUACCGUGGUAUGGAGCUAUACACACACACACACACACACACACACACACACACACAGGCAAAUCUACACACACAUACUACACACACAGAGAGGAAAAGCAACUGAUAUGAAACAAUAGUGGCAUUGCACCAUGCAUGUACACACACACACACCAAUGAAAAGACAAUAUUACCCUUGACACAAUGCUCUACACAGUACACACACAACCCAUCAUUACCAACAUAAAAAUGCACAAAAAACAAGCAUGGCCAACCAGGCAGGGUGGUUUGGGAGCAAUGUGUCAGGAUGGGGAUCAUCUCUCCCUCCCUUUUUAAUCAGGCCCUUCCACGUACUGUUCUCUCACUACUGGAUACUGUUCUCUCACUACUGGAUACUGUUCUCUCACUACUGGAUACUGUGGUAGUGGCUAUAUCAGCCCUGUUCUAUUUGGAUUCCUAGCUGCUGUCCGUAAGUGCCAUUUCAAUGUCUUGAGUGUUCACAUGACAGCGUUAGUGGAGUAUGUGAGAGUAGGAUCAUGGCCCUGGACCCAUAUUGCUUAUAUCUAGGCCAGCAAUAGAAAUAAGGCAACAUCUAUGGUUACAGGAGACCCACUACCACCCUCCUAUAGCCUAACCCCUCCCAUGCUACCAUAAAUAGUCCCUCAAAGGUAUUGAGGUUUGCUGUGUGUGUUGGUGGGGGAAUUACAUGUAGAUUGAUUUGAAAGCAAUCUCUAAAUUGUUCAUAAGAACGGAAAUAGGAUCAGCAUACCCUCCCCAAAGCCUAACCUGAACCAUUGGAGGAAAAUGCCAAACUGAUCAUAGAUCAGUGUCUACAGGCAACUUCACCCCUUUCCUCCUUGGUCUCUAACCCUCUGUCAUAUUUCCUCACCUGUCCUGUCGUUUCAUUUCUGUGAACACCAAACGGGUUGGAACUAAGGGCAAGGUGCAAGGAACUGAAAUUGAACUAGCCCCCAUAGCCACCCUGUUAGCACCAGGCUCACGUCCCAUUAUGAUUGAAUGCACCAGGCUAACAGAGGCUAGCGUCAUGGCCUUGAUGAAUGGUGAUGCUGGAGGUGAGUUCAUGUAAGUGGAAUAUAUCUAUCUCUAAUGCUGCUCGUGACCAGGCUAGCUCUCUGCUAAAAUGCUGACUUCAAAGCUACUUGACAGUUUUAGUUUCAAGUUUUAAUGUCACGUGCGCAAGGACAGUGAAAUGCCUUUCUUGCGAGCUCUAAACCCAACAGUGCAGUAAUCAAUAACAAUGUAAUACUAAAAAUAACAUGAGGUAGAACAAAAACAUACGAGAAAAAUAUGUAAGAAGGACUAUUUAUGGUAGCAUGGGAGGGGUUAGGCUAUAGGAGGGUGGUAGUGGGUCUCCUGUAACCAUAGAUGUUGCCUUAUUUCUAUUGCUAUAUACCUGGUCAGUUCCACUACCAUAUUUACAAUGUGCAGGGAUACUGAAUCGAUAGGGGUAGAUAUGUAUAGGAUAAAUGAUAAACAGAGUAGCAGCAGUGCAUAUGACAAUUUUAUGUGAGGGGGUGUGCGUGUGUGUGUGAGCAAAUUAUGAUGUGAGUGUGUGUGUGUUGGAGUGUCAGUGUGUGUAGUGUGUAGGGCCCUGUGAGUGUGCAUAGAGACAGUGGAAAAAUAAAAUACAAGGAUCAACUCGGAUAAUCCAUGUACCUAUUUUGUUAGCUAUUUAGCAGUCUUAUGGCUUUUGGAUAGAAACUGUUCAGGAGCCUGCUGGUGUCAGACUUGAUGCACCAGUACCGCUUGCCAUGCGGAAGCAGAGAGAACAGUCUAUGGCUUGGGUGGCUGGAGUCUUUAACGAUUUUCUGUCCCUUCACAAAAAUAAUAGCAAAAUAAGAAAGUUAGCAUUAAGGUCAGAUAGGGAGAGUUGGUGUCAAUGGGAGACAUUGGCGUCAUCCUAUUUUCUAUAUAAUGCACUACUUUUGACCACAGGGCUUUGGUCAAAAGUAGUGCACCAUGUACGAAAUAGGUUAUCAUUUGGGACAUUGCAGUUAGUGUUACCAGGACACAUUUUUCCCUGUUUUCAUCUUGCAUAGUGUAACUGUGUUGACAUUUAGCUUCCAACCCUAAAUGACAAGCAUGCUGUGUUAGCAUUGCUACACAUGCAUAGUUAGACCAUCUUUGUCUUUGUCGCACGUGCGUACACAUGCACGCACACACACAGCUAGACCAGUUCACAGAAACUCUUACAUAGACGGACACACAUGCACAAAAUCGCACGUAAAAUAUCACACGAGUCUCUCACACACACAAUGUGAACAGCGUAAAUUAUGUUCGAGGUGAUUUAACUCUUGCACGCCCCGUCAGCAGAUUCCCUAUCCGUAGCGACUCCAUCUCUCAGGGGAGGUUACAUCCGGGGCGCUGUGGAAUAUAACCUCCCAUAACUCUUUCUGCACACCUGAGACUCAGUGAAGGCCUCAAUCCAAGAUCACACGCCCUGUCAUGCUAUUAAUGAAUAUUCAUAUGGUGAUUUAGACACAUUUUUAUAUCAGGGGACUUCCAGUUAUAAAACGUACAGUUGAAGUCGGAAGUUUACAUACACUUAGGUUGGAGUCAUUAAAACUCGUUUUUUCAACCACUCCACAAAUUUCUUGUUAACAAACUAUAGUUUUGGCAAGUCGGUUAGGACAUCUACUUUGUGCAUGACACAAGUAAUUUUUCCAACAAUUGUUUUCAGACAGAUCACAAUUCCAGAAAAUGAUGUCAUGGCUUUAGAAGCUUCUGAUAGGCUAAUUGACAUCAUUUGAGUCAAUUGGAGGUGUACCUGUGGAUGUAUUGCAAGGCUCAGUGCCUCUUUGCUUGACAUCAUGGGAAAAUCAAAAGAAAUCAGCCAAAACAUCAGAAAAAAAAUGGUAGACCUCCCAAACGCCUGAAGGUACCACGUUCAUCUGUACAAAAAAUAGCACUCAAGUAUAAACACCAUGGGACCACGUAGCCGUCAUUCCGCUCAGGAAGGAGACGGGUUCUGUCUCCUAGAGAUGAACGUACUUUGGUGCGAAAAGUGCAAAUCAUUCCCAGAACAACAGCAAAGGACCUUGUGAAAAUGCUGGAAGAAACUGGUACAAAAGUAUCUAUAUCCACGAGUCCUAUAUCGACAUAACCUGAAAGGCCGCUCAGCAAGGAAGAAGCCACUGCUCAAAAACCGCCAUUAAAAAGCCUGACUACGGUUUGCAACUGCACAUGGGGACAAAGAUCGUACUUUUUGGAGAAAUGUCCUCUGGUCUGAUGAAACAAAAAUAGAACUGUUUGGCCAUAAUGACCAUCGUUAUGUUUGGAGGAAAAAGGGGGAUGCUUGCAAGCCGAAGAACACCAUCCCAACCGUGAAGCACGGGGGUGGCAGCAUCAUGCUGUGGGGGUGCUUUGCUGCAGUAGGGACUGGUGUACUUCACAAAAUAGAUGGCAUCAUGAGGAAGGAAAAUUAUGUGGAUAAAUUGAAGCAACAAGACAUCAGUCAGGAAGUUAAUGCUUGGUCGCAAAUGGGUCUCCCAAAUGGACAAUGACCCCAAGCAUACUUACAAAGUUGUUGCAAAAUGGCUGAAGGACAACAAAGUCAAGGGAUUGGAGUGGCCAUCACAAAGCCCUGACCUCAAUCCUAUAGAAAAUGUGUGGGCAGAACUGAAAAGGCGUGUGCGAGCAAGGAGGCCUACAAACCUGACUCAGUUACACCAGCUCGGUCAGGAGGAAUGGGCCAAAAUUCACCCAACUUACUGUGGGAAGCUUGAGGAAGGCUACCUGAAAUGUUUGACCCAAGUUAAACAAUUUAAAGGCAAUGCUACCAAAUACUAAUUGAGUGUAUGUAAACUUCUGACCCACUGGGAAUGUGAUGAAAGAAAUAAAGCUGAAAUAAAUUAUUCUCUCUACUAUUAUUUUAUUUAUAUUAUUUCACAUUCUGGUGAUCCUAACUGACCUAAGACAGGGAAUUUUUCCUAGGAUUAAAUGUCAGGAAUUGUGAAAAACUGAGUUUAAAUUUAUUUGGCUAAGGUGUAUGUGAACGUCCGACUUCAACUGUACAUCCAGACCAGUACAAAUGUAGCAUGUGUGGGAAUAAAACCCACAACCCUGAUGUUGGAGGAACAAUGAAUGCUCCAUCCAACAGAGCCAUUGGACCCAGUCAUCCUAAUGUUGAAUAAUUGUCCCUUAGUGCAUCUUCUGUUAGUCUUUGAUGAAGCGCUUUCAGUAAAUAUAGUUGAACGGCAAUUAAAAGGGCAUAUAUUUCACAAGUUAAUCUUUACUGCAUACCUUACUGCAUACCCCUCCCAUUGAAUAACAUAUAUCACUGUACUGUUCCAGUGGAGAUGUCCAGUCUAGUCAUAUUUUUAGAAAGUGGCCGGCAUGUCUCUGUCUCGUACACACACAAACAAUUUGUCCUCAGUCAUACACAUCUCUAGGCAACAGACUCCUCUAUUCAAGGAGUCAUGGACAGCCAGCAGGGAGUACGUAUACACACACACACACACACACACGGCCACCUUUCAUCAUUAAUAUCUCCACAGACAUCACAGCGUGAGGUUGCUACCCAUACUGCUACGCCACGGAGACACACACGGCAUCCCGCCGUCCAUUAUUUAUACCUUCCUCAUGUCUACAGACGUACAAUAAACCACAACCUCAUUGUUCCCAUACCCCACUACACCCCUGCGGUCUUCCUUAGAAAACCCUGUGUCUGGCUUGGAAUGGCAUUAAAAGUCGAGAGUUGUUGCACUUGGCAAGGUUUUCACAAUACACUGGCAUUUGGCAUUAAAGGCAGCAGUUUGGAUAGUACGCCAGCUCGAGUGCAAUGUUGGAAUCAGCAUUUCCCCUGUAGAAAAAGUGACUUUCUUAGCGACAUCAACCAGAAAAGGUUAUUUUCCUAAGGAUUUUUUAAGGUCCUCUCCUCCCACCCUACUUUGGCCUCGGAGGAAUUGAUGUGACUCAGUGGGUUUUGUUUGCCUCUUUUCAGACAAGCCUUGGCGACUUUGUAAUGACAGAUGUGUCAUUGACUGUGGUCCUCUGUAGCUCAGCUGGUAGAGCACGGCGCUUGUAACGCCAGGGUAGUGGGUUCGAUCCCCGGGACCACCCAUACACAAAAAUGUAUGCACGCAUGACUGUAAGUUGCUUUGGAUAAAAGCGUCUGCUAAAUGGCAUAUUAUAUUAUUAUAGAUGUCGCCCAACGUGUUUAUUUUGUCUCAUAUUGUAAGAAAAACAUGGAAGCUCUAAAUACGUUUUGCUGGAUGUUUUCUACCUCAUUGUAGCCAACAAAUUUGAAGAGGACAGCAGCUUUUAACAUCUAGGGUAAAUGAUCUUGAUAUUUCUUUCAUAUUUGAACAGCAAUAUCUGUAGAAAAAGCUUACCACAUCCUUGUAAGUAGCAGACAGACCUCUAGGCCAAUGUCCUUAUGAAAUGUGUACCCACACACUGUCCAUGUCCUCCUAAACACUACACUUGAAUAAAUUCUCAUAAAAUCCCGCUCUCUUUCCUUCAGAGCCAAUACCAGAGAGGUACUCGCGCUCCGCCUCCCCACCGGAGAAUUGCUUCAAGCCGCACCUGUAUGCCAGCCAGGGCAAAGGGCCCACCAGGACCGAGAGGACCCCCCACUUUGGCGGCAGGUCCUCCACUCAUGAGGGGCCUCCUCACUCCAGUGUCCAGGUACUACCAGCCCUGCCCAGCGGCGGUGGGGGCUCCGGUGGCGGCCAUUACAGCCGGAGACUGGAGCAGCUUUCUAACGGCUACGACACGGACAGCAGCCAGGACUCACGGGAGCGCCCUGGGAGCCGGGACGGUGGCCGUAACUCCAGUUCUAGCAGCAGUAGUAGCAGCAGGCCAAGUCGGCCAUGGAAGCCCAUGCGCGAGGUGCUAAACGUGGAUAGUGUGAUAAGUGGCGUUGGUGGUGGUGGAGGGAGUCAGGCGCACCGGCAGCACAGUCCCCACCGGAUACCCUCCAGCCAGGAGGUGGCGCCACCCUCCCCCGAAAGAGACAGGGACCGGGACUUCACAUGGGGCGGGUGCGAGGAGCACAAGCCCAAGAGCCUGAUGACCAUCUACGAGGACGAGCAGCGGCCCGAGACGGGCGGCAGCCGCAGUUCACUGGAGUCGGAGGGCAAGGACAGGUCAAAGGGCAGCACGGUGAUGGCGAGCACGCUGAAGGUGCGCAGUGACAACUGGAAGUUCCAGCGCACCGAGUCGGGAUACGAGAGCAGCGACCGCCUUAGCAACGGCUCGGCUAACCUGGACUCGCCAGUUGUGGAGAACUUCACGUCCAAAGAGCUGAGGCCCAUACCUGAGGUACACCUGACAAGGUAA
Molecule: messenger RNA, 25851 nt
Organism: Coregonus sp. 'balchen'
Lineage: Eukaryota; Metazoa; Chordata; Actinopteri; Salmoniformes; Salmonidae
Source: the annotation of a GenBank genome assembly